Molecule: messenger RNA, 5644 nt
Organism: Sturnus vulgaris (Common starling)
Lineage: Eukaryota; Metazoa; Chordata; Aves; Passeriformes; Sturnidae
Source: RefSeq, a predicted model, not a curated record
CUGUUCCCUUAGAUAGUUUUGGUAUGAUUCAGUGAAAAUGGGCUGAAAGGAGACAGAACCUGAAAUGCUUCCAACUCGUUUUUUCCCAUCUUGACUCUCCUUGAAGUAUGUGAAUUAGUGUGAGAAAGUGUCUGUAGCUCCCACCGGGUCAAAUGGAGGUUGAGAUAAAAAUACUCGUCUCUGUGUGUAUUGUAAUAUUGAUCGUCGUGUGGUAAAUAAUUCCUUGGCAGCAGGAUUGCCAAGUCUGAUGUUUUACACUUCAUUUGUGAGUUCUGGUGCAAUCUUGCUUCUGGCUCUGUGCUCGGACCUGCUUUUUUGUUCUUUGAUGGAUAUCUGCUUCAUUACUUCCUUUUGACCAGCCUUUCCUUUCUGAUAAACAGUCAUCCUUUGGAUUGGUGUAGCUGCUUGGAGCUCCCUGGGUCUGUUAGUCACAGCUAUUCUCUUUUUGUUGUGACAAUUUAAUAAAUGAAUGGUCUCCAUGAAGACCCAUUCCUGUUUCUCACCUCUCCUGGGAUGGGUGUGCAUCAAUUCACUCCAAAACAAAGAUUGCUUCCCAGUCAUUUUCUUUGAAUUUCUUUGUUUUUAUCUGUUCCAUUGUACUCGUCUUUACAUAGUGUUACCCAACACAGUCAUUCCUGUCACUUGGGGACCUCCUUCUUUAGGCAUUCAUGUUUUCCAAAGCGGACUAGGAAGUUUUCUGUUAAAGGCAGUGCGGCCCUUUCACAGACCUGGGGGCGGUUCUGAGCUCAGGACUUUGUGCCCUAAAUUGCUGGUUAACUGUGGAGGCAAUGAGGAGACCGAGUCCUGGUUUCUGCCUCUGAAGCUGAAUGAAGCUGGCAUGUGGUAAAGCAAAGCACUGUCGGCUCAGAUGUGUUUUCUUAACAUGGAACCAACCAGCCUUGCACAAAUACCGUGGUUUUCUUUCACAACAGCGCAGCGAGGCCGGCGGAGCUGUCAGAAGGUCUGUGGGCCAAAUGUCGACAUUCGCAAUGAUAUCCACGAGCUGAAGCGCCUGGAGAACUGCACGGUGAUCGAGGGCUUCCUGCAGAUCCUGCUCAUCUCCAAAGCCGAGGAUUACCGCAACUUCCGCUUCCCAAAGCUCACUGUCAUCACUGACUAUCUGCUGCUGUUCCGUGUGGCAGGCUUGGAAAGCCUCAGUGAUCUCUUCCCCAACCUCACAGUCAUUCGUGGCAGGAACCUCUUCUACAACUAUGCCUUGGUUAUCUUUGAAAUGACAAAUCUUAAAGAGAUUGGGCUGCACAACUUGAGGAACAUCACCCGCGGGGCCAUCCGGAUCGAGAAGAACUCUGACCUGUGUUACCUCUCCACGGUGGACUGGUCUCUCAUCCUAGAUGCAGUGUCCAAUAACUACAUUGUUGGGAAUAAACCUCCAAAGGAGUGUGGGGACUUGUGUCCGGGAACAAUGGAGGAGAAGCCAUUGUGUGAGAAGACAUCUAUUAACAAUGAGUACAACUACCGCUGCUGGACCACCAACCACUGCCAGAAAAUGUGCCCCAGCUCGUGUGGGAAGCGAGCCUGCACUGACCAAAACGAGUGCUGCCACCCCGAGUGCCUGGGGAGCUGCACGGCGCCCGACAACAACACGGCGUGCGUGGCCUGCCGCAACUACUACUACGAGGGCGUGUGCCUGCCCACCUGUCCCCCCAACACCUACAAGUUCGAGGGCUGGCGCUGUGUCACCAGAGAGUUCUGCUCCAAAGUCCCCGCCACGGACGCCAGCGAGUACGAGAAGUUCGUGAUCCACAACGACGAGUGCAUGGCCGAGUGUCCCUCGGGCUUCAUCCGCAACGGGAGCCAAAGCAUGUUCUGCAGCCCUUGUGAGGGGCCUUGCCCCAAAAUCUGUGAGGAUGGGAAAACAAAGACCAUUGACUCGGUCACAUCAGCACAAAUGUUGCAGGGAUGCACAAUUCUCAAGGGAAAUCUGCUGAUCAACAUCCGGCGUGGAAAUAACAUUGCCUCAGAACUGGAGAAUUUUAUGGGUCUGAUUGAGACAGUAACGGGGUAUGUGAAGAUUCGUCAUUCCCAUGCAUUGGUCUCCCUGUCUUUCCUGAAGAACCUGAGGUACAUUCUGGGAGAGGAGCAGGUGGAUGGGAAUUAUUCCUUCUACGUGCUCGACAACCACAACCUUCAGCAGCUCUGGGACUGGAACCAUCAUAACUUGACAAUCAGUGAGGGGAAAAUGUACUUUGCAUUUAAUCCUAAACUCUGUGUUUCCGAGAUUUACCGUAUGGAGGAAGUUUCAGGAACCAAGGGAAGACAGAGCAAAGGAGAUAUAAAUCCAAGGAACAAUGGGGAGAGAGCCUCUUGUGAAAGCAAAAUUCUGCAUUUUGUUUCCAACACGACACUCAAGAAUCGGAUUAAACUGACAUGGGAGCGGUACCGCCCUCCAGAUUACAGAGACCUCAUUAGCUUCACUGUUUACUACAAAGAGGCACCAUUCAAAAAUGUGACAGAGUAUGAUGGGCAAGAUGCUUGUGGCUCAAAUAGCUGGAACAUGGUUGAUGUUGACCUGCCACCAAACAAAGAGAACAAUCCUGGAAUUCUGCUGCAGGGAUUGAAACCUUGGACUCAAUAUGCCAUUUAUGUCAAGGCUGUUACCCUCACAAUGAUGGAAAAUCAUCAUAUUCAUGGAGCAAAAAGUGAAAUUAUCUAUAUUCGAACCAAUGCUGCAGUGCCAUCCAUUCCCUUGGAUGUUAUUUCAGCAUCCAACUCCUCAUCCCAGCUGAUUGUGAAAUGGAAUCCUCCUUCUCUUCCCAACGGGAACCUCUCCUACUACAUCGUGCGCUGGCAGCAGCAGCCUCAGGACAGUUACCUGUACAGACACAACUACUGCUCCAAAGAUAAAGUCCCAAUUCGAAGAUAUGCUGAUGGGACCAUUGAUACAGAAGAAGCCACUGAGCCCACCAAGCCAGAGGGCUGUGGGGGAGAAAAAGGACCUUGCUGUGCUUGUCCCAAGACAGAGGCAGAAAAGCAAGCGGAGAAGGAGGAAGCAGAGUACCGGAAAGUCUUUGAGAACUUCCUUCAUAACUCCAUCUUUGUCCCCAGGCCCGACCGGAAGCGCAGGGACGUGUUCCGAAUCGCCAACGCCACCUUGGCCACUCGGAGCAGGAACGCCACCGGGACCGACCACUUCACCAACGCCUCUGACACGGAGGAGAGCGAGGUGGAAUAUCCCUUCUUUGAGACCAAGGUGGAUGGCAAGGAGAGAACCGUGAUCUCCCAUCUCCAGCCUUUCACUCUUUACCGCAUCGACAUCCACAGCUGCAACCACGAGGCCGACACGCUGGGCUGCAGCGCGUCCAACUUCGUGUUUGCCAGAACCAUGCCCUCAGAGGGAGCAGAUAACAUUCCAGGAACAGUAUCAUGGGAAGCAAAAGAGGAAAAUACUGUCUACCUGAAGUGGUUGGAGCCUGCAAAUCCAAAUGGGCUGAUCCUGAUGUAUGAAAUCAAAUAUGGGCAGCAUGGCGAGGAGAAGCGGGAAUGUGUUUCCAGACAGGAAUACAAGAAGCUUGGAGGAGCUAAACUAACUCACCUGAACCCUGGAAACUAUUCAGCCAGAGUUCAGGCCACUUCCUUAGCUGGGAAUGGGUCCUGGACUGAGCCCAUCUCUUUCUAUGUGCAGCCCAAAUCAGCAAACUAUGGAAACUUCCUGCACUUGGUAAUUGUGCUCCCUAUUGCUCUGCUGCUCAUCCUUGGGGGAUUGCUGAUAAUGCUCUAUGUCUUUAACAAAAAGAGGAACAGUGACAGACUGGGCAAUGGAGUACUUUAUGCUUCUGUGAACCCCGAGUAUUUCAGUGCCUCAGAUGUGUAUGUUCCAGACGAGUGGGAGGUGCCCCGGGAGAAGAUCACCAUGUGUCGGGAGCUUGGGCAAGGCUCCUUUGGGAUGGUGUACGAGGGAAUAGCCAAGGGAGUGGUGAAGGAUGAGCCAGAGACCAGGGUGGCCAUCAAGACGGUCAAUGAGUCGGCGAGCAUGCGCGAGAGGAUCGAGUUCCUGAACGAGGCCUCGGUGAUGAAGGAGUUCAACUGUCACCAUGUGGUUCGGCUGCUUGGUGUUGUUUCUCAGGGCCAGCCUACACUGGUUAUCAUGGAGCUGAUGACACGUGGGGACCUCAAAAGUUACCUGAGAUCAUUGAGGCCAGACACAGAGAACAACCCUGGGCAGGCGCCCCCAACCCUGAAGAAGAUGAUCCAGAUGGCAGGAGAGAUCGCUGAUGGCAUGGCCUAUCUCAACGCCAACAAGUUCGUGCACAGGGACCUCGCUGCCAGGAACUGCAUGGUGGCUGAGGACUUCACUGUCAAAAUUGGAGAUUUUGGCAUGACGAGGGAUAUCUACGAGACAGAUUAUUACCGGAAAGGAGGGAAGGGUUUGCUGCCUGUGCGCUGGAUGUCCCCGGAGUCGCUCAAAGAUGGAGUCUUCACAACACACUCCGACGUCUGGUCCUUCGGCGUGGUGCUGUGGGAGAUCGCGACGCUGGCGGAGCAGCCGUACCAGGGCAUGACCAACGAGCAGGUGCUGCGCUUCGUCAUGGAAGGGGGGCUGCUGGAGAAGCCCGACAAUUGUCCCGACAUGCUGUUCGAACUGAUGCGCAUGUGCUGGCAGUACAACCCGAAGAUGAGACCCUCCUUCCUGGAGAUCAUCGGUAGCAUCAAAGACGAGCUGGACCCAGCCUUCAAAGAGGUCUCCUUCUUCUACAGUGAAGAGAACAAGCCUCCGGACACAGAGGAGCUUGACCUGGAGACUGAAAACAUGGAGAGCAUUCCUUUAGACCCCUCCUCCACCCUGCAACCCACUGACAAGCACUCAGGACACAAGGCUGAGAAUGGCCCUGGCGUGGUGGUGCUGCGGGCCAGCUUCGAGGAGCGCCAGCCGUACGCGCACAUGAACGGGGGCCGCAAGAACGAGAGGGCCCUGCCGCUGCCCCAGUCCUCGGCCUGCUGAUCUCGGAGCCAGAGCCUCGCAGAAACAAAACACAAACACAGGCAUUGGGGGAAGAAAGAAAGAAAAUCACAAUAUAUUCAAAAGCCUACUGUACCUCAGUGGAUCUUCAGAACUGCCAUAGCUGCACUUGGGAGAACCCUUUUUUCAGUAAACAAGUUGCCGUCUUUUUCUUUUUUUUUUCAAUAUGCAAGCAGAUGUUUGUUUCAGUCAAGGACUCCAGUCAUGGGGCACACAGUUGGCCUUUUAAAACUCUUAAUGUUAACACUUAAUAGCAACAGAAAACUUGAGAUCUGAUGUCUCUCUCUCCUCUCUCCUCUCUCUUCUUUCUCUUUCUUUCUGUCUCUCUUUUUGCUUCAUAAUGGGAAACAUAUCUGCGUGCAAGUUCAACCGUACAGCACUUUUAUCAGAUCAAAGAUAUUGCAGGCCAGGUGGUUCCCGGUACCCCUGCAAGCACCUGCCUAACACUGUAGGUCUUUAUAAAAAAAAACAUAAACAAACAAAAAAAAACACAAACAAAAAAAACCACACACAAAAAACCCUAAACUAAAAAAGACUGGAUUUUUAAUGUUGCUCUUUAAUCUUUUUAGGAACAUGUAAAAGAAUAAAAAAGGGCCAUCAUUCGUCCAAGGCUGUUACCAUUUUCAACGCUGCCAAAUUUUGCCAAAAAAAAAAAAAAAAAAAAAA